GUCCUUCCCCCUGCACUUGUCAGAUGCAGAUGGGACUGGCAAAGUUUGUUUGAAUAAAAAAAAAAAAAAAAAGGCUAAAAAAAAAAAAAAAAGGGGGAAGAGCAGGAGGAGGGGGAGGAAAAAAAAAAAGAUCCUAGAAAUCCAAAAAGGCUCAUCUGGGAAGGAGAGAGAGGAGACCGAGAGGAAGCGGGAUGCAACUCAACCUGACGCUGAUUUGCUUCGUCUUCGGGGGGUUCCUGCCCGACGCCGCGGCCCGGCGGGAGCAGAUGGACACGGGGCAGUGCGACCUGCCCCGCUCGCAAGGAGAGCUCAACUCCUUCCUCUGGACCAUUCGCCGUGACCCCCCCGCUUAUCUCUUCGGCACCAUCCACGUGCCCUACACGCGAGUUUGGGACUUCAUCCCUGACAACUCCAAGGCCGCCUUCCACGCCAGCUCCAGCGUCUACUUCGAGCUGGACCUCACGGACCCGUACACCAUCUCGGGGCUGGCCAGCUGCCAGAUGCUGCCCCACGGGGAGAACCUGCAGGACGUGCUGCCCCGGGAGCUGUACCGCCGCCUCAAACGCCACCUGGACUACAUCAAGCUGAUGCUGCCCCACUGGAUGACCCCGGACCAGCGGGGCAAAGGGCUCUAUGCCGACUACCUCUUCAACGCCAUCGCCGGGAACUGGGAGCGCAAGAGGCCGGUCUGGGUGAUGCUCAUGGUGAACUCCUUGACGGAGACGGACAUCCGCUCCCGAGGGGUGCCGGUGCUCGAUCUCUACCUCGCCCAGGAGGCCGAGAGGAUGAAGAAGAAGACGGGUGCGGUGGAGCGGGUGGAGGAGCAGUGUCACCCGCUCAACGGGCUCAACUUCUCCCAGGUGCUGUUUGCCCUGAACCAAACUCUGCUCCAGCACGAAAGCCUCCGAGCAGGGAGUUUGCAGGCCCCUUACACCACUGAGGAUCUCAUCAAGCACUACAACUGUGGAGACCUGAAUGCUGUGAUAUUCAACCAUGACACUUCUCAGGUCCCAAACUUCAUCAACACAACACUCCCACCCCACGAGCAGGUGACAGCUCAGGAGAUAGACAGCUACUUCAGACAGGAGCUCAUCUACAAGAGGAAUGAGAGGAUGGGGAGAAGAGUGAUGUCACUUUUAAGGGAGAACAGAGACAAGAGCUUCUUCUUUGCCUUUGGAGCAGGUCACUUCCUGGGUAACAACACUGUGAUUGAUGUACUGAGACAAGCAGGAUUUGAAGUGGAGCACACCCCUCCUGGACAACCAAUUGGAAACUCAAGGACGACAAAGACAAGCCCAGCCUUGGAGGGACCCUCGGUGACAGCCCUGCCCUCUGUCCAGCUUUCUGAGCAGGUGCCACUGGCAUCUCCUUCCCUGAAGCCACAGCAGAUGGAUGCAGAGGACAGCCUGUCUCCUCACCUCCUGCUGCCUGACAGCAUCAGCCAGCUGGAGGAGUUUGGCAGGCAGAAGAAAUGGCACAAGAAGCAGCACAAGCACCAUCGCCAGAGGCAGUUCAAUGACCUCUGGGUUCGGAUAGAGGACAGCACCACCACGUUGCCUUCCUAUAUCAGGAUAACCAAUGGCUACAUCACAGUCAAGCCUCCCAUCUGGAUUUCCAACCAGCUGGAUCAGAGGCCGCGUCCCGAGCGCCCAGCCCAGCCCCAGCCCACGAGCUCAGCCCCGGGCAGCCUUCCAUGGCCAUCAGUAACAUUUCCUCUCUGCAUGGCCAUAGCUUCUUUUCUCCUGAACCUGCUGCAGCCCUCCUGACCACAUUAGUAUUACGUGCAACCCCUUGGAGUAGAGGAGAGAGAUAAUUUAUGAACCAGUUGGAGUUUAAGACAACAACAGUUACAAGCUGGACCUUCUCAGUGACUCAGUAGUGCCUUCUAGCUGAUUUUGUCUCUUUGCCCAGAUACAUUUUGAAACUCUAAAGCUUUAUUGUAACACUGACUUACAUCUUCUUUUUGUAGAAGGAUCUUUAUUUCCCAUAGUGCUAUGGGGUUUUGUAAAAUAGACAUGUUCAUAUAAAGAAAAAAAAAGAAAAAGAAAAAAUGUAUUUAUUCGACUGGUAAACUUAUUUUUCUUGUUGUAUAUGUUAAUAACAUCCCUAUUAAUCAGUAGCGAUGGUGAAACAGAUAAAUUAAUAUUUUCUAUAUUUGUUUUCUGACAACUCUGCAAAUGUCUGAACUGACACCAAAUGAAUGCUUUCUUUGUUUCUUUAACCAUAACAUUUUACAGCAACUGUCCAAUAAGUACAUUUCUGCUGAACUUCUUUAUUUUAUUUCUUUUAUCUCAUUUGCAUAGCACACACUGAAUAAAGCAGAUCCUGCUCUCUGGGGCCUGUGCCCAUUAGAAGAAUAAAUGCAUUCUUAACUCUUUAGCUGCCACAGUCUGAAAUGCCAGUUAUUUUUACAUGACCUAGUAAGUCAUUAGUCAGGAUAAUCCUCUACAUUCCCCCUGUUUUCUUUAACUAACCUAUUUAACUUCUUUGGAAAUUACCAGUUUCCCUCUUUGCCCUGGGAUUAAUUCACCAGCUAACAUAAAUUAGGACACUUUUUUCUUAAUAAAAAUUGCUUUUAAAGUCUGGAAUAAUCCUACUUGGAAUUAUUUUCUUCUCUCCUUCAUUUUAUAUAAGCAUAAGCCUACAAGCUUUUUGAGCAUAAAUGAGAAGAGAACUUGGUCUGUCUAUGGAUUAUAAAGAUGUAGUGUCCUAUUAAUCUAUAGAACUCCUUUGUAUCAGUUGUAUUAAUUCCCAUGGACAACCUGGAGGCAAAAAACAUCUACAAAUUCCUCUUUCCCUUGCUACCAUGAGCUGAUAGAGCUGGUACCUGUGUGCUGAAAUAAUCAUGUCUUGUCCAAAUCUACUCAACUCCACAGGAAUCAAACUAACCUCUAUGUUAUGGAGACAUACAGAAUAUUCUUCCAUUUUUAGGCUAUGAUACCUGAUUUAGAUGGAAAAGUCAUGACACCUUACCCUCACUGACAAAUGUGCUCCCUAUCCAAACAGCUGGUUUUGAGAAUUUACAAAAUCUAUGGGGAAAAAACCCAGUGCUAUCUUAAAAAUUAUGAUGUUUUAAAAAGCAUGUAGAUGUUUUUUCACCACUGGAACAUGAUGAAAAUCUCUUUGGAUACAAGAGUUUAGAAAGUGAGUUUUGGUUGAAAUGGUGGGAUUUUUUGCUAAGUCAUCUACAAACCAAAAAUUAAAGCUAUGUGAUAAAAACAUCUUAUUUAGAAGUCUAAAAAUCAGAAAAAUACGAUACAAGCUUUUCUUUACAGAAAAGCAGUGCUUCUUCACCUUGGAAAAAAGAUAAUUAUGAUAAUUAUAAUAACAUUACUGAUAAAAUUCUGAAAACAACCCUCUAAGUUUCCCAGCAGCCCUACAGCCUGGCCUCUGGAGCUGCAGAUGAUUCCAUGCAAUCUGCAAGACUCUGCAGUGAGACAGAAUUCAGAAUUCACAGUUUGCUUGUUGUCUACCAGUUAUUUCAGGAAAGAGAGUUAGAAAGUAACUAGACUACAAAAAUCACAGGAUUUCAGGAUGAAAUACUGAGCAUUUCCAUCACACAUCCCAGCUCAUUUCCUUGGAAAGGCCAGGGACAAUACAGGUAACUUCCUUUCAACUUUGCUCUAUUUUUACAGCAAGUUGGGUAGGUUUCUGGUCAAUUGAAGUGGGCAAUAGCCCAGAGUGCUAUAAGUUUCCCCCUUUUUUUAUUUUAAGUGCAACAGUUUGAUAAGGCUGAAUGGAAAACUUUGAGCUUUGCCCCAAAUGUGAGAUUCAAACAGACCCUGUGCAUACUUUCAUAUUGUGUAUUUUGGCUAGCAAAAGAUUAGAGAUGUUAGUUUUGGACAGAAGCCAUUCACCUUGCAUAAUAUUUAUUGCACGGAGAUGGAUAUUGGAAACAUAUUUUGAGAACUUUCAUUUUGGUUUUAUUUGAGCUAUUACUCUAGAAAUGCCUUCAUUUGAAUAUAAUGGUUUAAGAGACCUUCAAAUUCAACAUUAAUGCAUUUUAAAAAGAUUAUUGGUUCUCCUGAUGUGUUCAAGGCAGAGAUGAAAAGUGAAUUAUAAUGUCUUAUUUACAAGAAUGUAACUGGAAAUAAGGUAGGUAAAUAUUAAGAGUGAUGAUAAGUUACACAGUAAAAGUGAACAGCCAACAAACCAGAACCCAUUGAAUUUUAUUUGUUGUAACCGGAUCGUGUCCAGAAAUUAUCCUGUGGUACUAUCCCAGGAAUAACUCCAGGUGUUGGAAAACCUACAGUAGAAAUAGCCAAGACCAUGUAAAGAUAAGGAAGAGAAAAAAGAGCAGAAAACAGAAACAACUUGUCCAAGACUGUAAGAAAAACCCAACAACAGGACUAGAAAU
Catharus ustulatus (Swainson's thrush) is the source of this 4357-nucleotide messenger RNA. RefSeq names its product TraB domain containing 2B (gene TRABD2B). Gene Ontology annotation, biological process: negative regulation of Wnt signaling pathway. Bases 192 to 1766 code for a protein of 524 amino acids. Gene Ontology annotation, cellular component: organelle membrane. Gene Ontology annotation, molecular function: metalloendopeptidase activity; Wnt-protein binding. The record is from RefSeq and is a predicted model, not a curated record. The transcript is spliced from 7 exons. Lineage: Eukaryota; Metazoa; Chordata; Aves; Passeriformes; Turdidae.